AUGAAAGGUUUACUUUAUUACGGUACAAACGAUAUUCGCUACUCCGAGACGGUCCCUGAACCGGAGAUCAAGAACCCAAUCGAUGUCAAGAUCAAGGUCAGCUACUGUGGAAUCUGUGGCACCGACUUGAAGGAAUUUACAUAUUCUGGAGGGCCUGUUUUCUUCCCUAAGGCAGGCACCAAGGACGCGAUCUCGGGAUUAGCGCUGCCUCUCUGUCCUGGACAUGAAUUUAGCGGCACAGUGAUCGAGGUGGGCUCGGGCGUCACCAGCGUGAAACCCGGUGACAGAGUCGCCGUUGAAGCUACGUCGCAUUGUUCCGACAGAUCGCGCUACAAGGACACAGUGGCCCAGGACCUUGGGCUCUGUAUGGCCUGCCAGAGCGGAGCUCCGAACUGCUGCUCGUCGCUAAGCUUCUGCGGUUUGGGCGGUGGCAGCGGCGGUUUUGCUGAGUACGUCGUUUACGGCGAGGACCACAUGGUCAAGCUGCCAGACUCGAUUCCCGAUGAUAUCGGAGCACUGGUUGAGCCUAUUUCCGUUGCCUGGCAUGCUGUUGAACGCGCUAGAUUCCAGCCUGGCCAGACGGCCUUGGUUCUUGGAGGAGGUCCUAUCGGCCUUGCCACCAUUCUUGCUCUGCAAGGACACCAAGCUGGAAAGAUCGUUUGUUCCGAGCCGGCCCUCAUUAGAAGGCAGUUUGCACAGGAUCUAGGUGCCGAGGUCUUUGAUCCUUCCACUUGCGACGACGCAAAUGCCGUUCUUAAGGCUAUGGUGCCAGAAAACGAAGGAUUUCAUGCAGCCUUCGACUGCUCCGGGAUUCCUCAGACAUUCACCACCUCAAUUGUUGCCACCGGUCCUGCUGGAAUUGCCGUCAACGUGGCCAUCUGGGGCGACCACCCAAUCGGAUUCAUGCCAAUGUCUCUGACUUAUCAGGAGAAAUACGCUACGGGCUCCAUGUGCUACACCGUCAAGGACUUCGAGGAAGUUGUCAAGGCCUUGGAAGACGGUCUCAUAUCUAUGGACAAAGCACGUCAGAUGAUCACAGGCAAGGUUAAUCUAAGGGAUGGAGUGGAGAAGGGCUUCAGACAGCUGAUCGAGCACAAGGAUACUAAUGUCAAGAUCCUGGUCACGCCGAGCGAGGUGUCCUGA
Molecule: messenger RNA, 1143 nt
Organism: Ogataea haglerorum
Lineage: Eukaryota; Fungi; Ascomycota; Pichiomycetes; Pichiales; Pichiaceae
Exons: 1
Coding region: 1-1143 (380 amino acids)
Biological process (GO): butanediol biosynthetic process
Cellular component (GO): cytoplasm
Molecular function (GO): (R,R)-butanediol dehydrogenase activity; zinc ion binding
Source: RefSeq, a predicted model, not a curated record